UUUGGCAAACCAUUUUACCAGCGUGUCCGGCCCAUCUUUUUACGCUCCACUUGACUCCCCAGUGCACUCGUUGUGAUUCCGUGCGCCCUCUUCCGUGUAUCCUGACGGCGCGCCGUUGCGUUGGUGUUAGUGUGCAGGACUAUUGGGUGAAAGACUUGUAGCGUGUUCCCCAGUUUUUGCACAACAGAAAAGACACGCAGACUGACCACGGGCAUCGUGGAGUGUUGGGUGCGGACUUCCUUCUCCAAUUUCACUUCCUGCUAUAGUUGUGCUGAAUUCCUUCCGUUUGUGCGCCGUUCGUGCCCUACCCAGCCCUAGUGGAAAGCUCUCCAAACCCCCCAAUUUAUCUCCAGAACCCGUGCGGAGUGGAGUUGAUUUAGUUUCCAGUUCCAUCGGGGUGUGUCUGUGAGUGUUCCGGUUGGGUGGGUGUGGAGUAGGCGAACCACGCGCACGCGGUCAUUUGUGUUCGGCCAUCGCCAAGGAGGUAAAUUGCCAGCAUAUCUACUAACCCACGAGCUCAGUACUGCGGUGCAUCGAAACGGCAAGGAUGGAUUUGAAAAACAAAACCGCACUUGUGACCGGUGCCGCCACCGGGUUAGGGAGGGCUUUCAGUGAGGAACUGUUGAAGCAUGGCGCUAGGGUCCUGAUUUGUGAUCUGGAUUCCGAUGCCGGCGAGCUGGCGGUAGAGGAACUCGGGAAGCAGUACGGUUCACGCGUAUUGUUUUUCCACUGUGACGUCACGGACUACAUCCAGUUUGAAGAGGCAUUCGAGUACGCAGACAGCAUGCUCAGAGGAAUCGACAUUGUGAUAAACAACGCAGAGAUCAUGAAUGACAAUUUUUGGGAAUUGGAGGUGGACGUAAACCUGAACGGGGCCAUCCGUGGCACAUUAUUGGCCCAGAAGUUUAUGGGAGCGGGAAGGGCGGGCGACGGUGGUGUGUUGGUGAACAUCGGUUCCGGUGUCAGCCUUAGACCACAGCUGUCCACUCCCAUUUACACGGCCACCAAGCACGCCAUCCUCGGGCUGACCAAGGCCUGCGGUGAUCCGUUUCACUACAAUGAGACGAAGGUGCGAGCAUUCGCGUACUGCCCAGGGCCCAUAGAGCACCCUUCCUCGCACAACAAACGCUUUAUGGUUCCGGCUUUCGAGAAGGCCAAAGAUAUCGAUAUGACAGGGGUGCAGUGGCAAAAGAUGGAACACGUGGCCAAAGAAUUGAUACCGUUGAUCAAAAAUGCACCCUCGGGAACCAUCUGGAGUGUGGCUGGGGGCAAGCCGCCGAAGGAGAUACCGUACUGCAGUUUGUAAGCGUACGCCCGUUAAUUUUCAACUUCAUCUUGAGCAAUCCAUCAUCAGCCAAUCAGCCCGUAAACGGUGGCAUCAAACACCCUUACCAAUAUGAUAACCUUUAAGCAAACGCCCCGCUAAAUAGUUAAGACAAUUAAGACAACAUUUACUAUCAUCGACCAUUAUAUCAGCUUGUAGACAACGCUUCUUCCUCCGUACAUUGGCUUCGCUCGGGCCGCGGGGCAAACAUUCCCUAUUUCGUAGGGAACCUUGUGGCGACAUAUUCUGUGCAAUCAUGACAUCACUCUCACAAAUCGUGCGCUUUUGAUAUUAUCUAACGUUUGAGGCAAAAUCGGUAGCGAUAAGCGGUGCAAGGCCAAUU
Messenger RNA from Anopheles bellator, 1667 nucleotides. RefSeq names its product 15-hydroxyprostaglandin dehydrogenase [NAD(+)]-like. Lineage: Eukaryota; Metazoa; Arthropoda; Insecta; Diptera; Culicidae. The transcript is spliced from 5 exons. Gene Ontology annotation, cellular component: cytoplasm. The record is from RefSeq and is a predicted model, not a curated record. The coding region runs from base 548 to 1306 and encodes 252 amino acids. Gene Ontology annotation, molecular function: oxidoreductase activity, acting on the CH-OH group of donors, NAD or NADP as acceptor.